Messenger RNA from Colletotrichum truncatum, 972 nucleotides. Its product is annotated as putative class IV aminotransferase. The record is from RefSeq and is a predicted model, not a curated record. NCBI's taxonomy places the organism in Eukaryota, Fungi, Ascomycota, Sordariomycetes, Glomerellales, Glomerellaceae. Gene Ontology annotation, molecular function: catalytic activity. Gene Ontology annotation, biological process: carboxylic acid metabolic process.
AUGGCUACCAUGAACGAAGUUUUCGCUGCCUACCAGCAGCGACAGGCAGUUCUCGAGAAGAGCACGAGCCCUUAUGCAAAGGGAAUCGCUUGGAUAGAGGGGAAUCUCGUCCCUCUGUCUGAGGCACGAAUCCCGCUGCUUGACCAGGGUUUUAUGCAUAGCGAUCUGACUUAUGACGUACCGUCGGUGUGGGAUGGCCGCUUCUUCCGUCUUGAUGACCAUAUCACUCGGCUAGAGGCCAGCUGCGCCAAAUUGCGGCUAAAGUUGCCUUUGCCUCGCGAAGAAGUCAAGAAAAUUCUCAUCGACAUGGUAUCCAAGAGCGGCAUUCGGGAUGCUUUUGUUGAACUCAUCGUCACUCGAGGACUUAAGGGUGUUCGGGGUGCAAGACCAGAGGACCUUCUCAACAACAACUUGUACAUGUUUAUUCAACCGUACGUUUGGGUUAUGGAACCCAAAAUCCAGCCUGAAGGAGGAAGCGCAGUGGUCGCGCGGACUGUUCGACGAGUACCUCCCGGAGCCAUUGACCCUACGGUUAAGAACCUGCAGUGGGGUGAUUUGGUACGAGGCUUGUUUGAAGCGGCAGACCGCGGCGCUACGUACCCUUUCCUCACAGAUGGAGAUGCCAACCUCACUGAGGGUUCUGGGUUUAACGUCUUCCUGGUAAAAGAUGGUGUUCUCUACACUCCUGAUCGAGGUGUCCUUCACGGCGUAACUCGCAAGAGCGUCAUUGAUGUCGCAAACGCAAAUGGCAUUCCUGUGCGAGUCGAAGUUGUUCCCAUAGAGUUGGCCUACCAGAGCGACGAGAUUUUGAUGUCCACAACGGCAGGUGGUAUCAUGCCAAUUACUACUCUCGACGGUAAGCCUGUAAACACGGGCAAAGUUGGACCUAUCACCAAGAAGAUCUGGGACGGUUAUUGGGCCAUGCACUACAACCAGGCUUACAGCUUCGAGGUCAAAUACAGCUCUGCGUAA